Messenger RNA from Uranotaenia lowii, 3188 nucleotides. RefSeq names its product U4/U6.U5 tri-snRNP-associated protein 1-like. The record is from RefSeq and is a predicted model, not a curated record. Gene Ontology annotation, biological process: maturation of 5S rRNA; mRNA cis splicing, via spliceosome. Bases 120 to 2993 code for a protein of 957 amino acids. Gene Ontology annotation, cellular component: U4/U6 x U5 tri-snRNP complex. The transcript is spliced from 4 exons. Lineage: Eukaryota; Metazoa; Arthropoda; Insecta; Diptera; Culicidae.
UUGUUUUCAAAACGUUUUCCGUCGUCGCUGUUUUUCUCGAAAAAUUUGUGAAAAAGUGCUGCGUUUCCCCGGAAAAUUAAAGGAAAUCUUCAACGUUUUUACUCCGCCCGGAUCCUGCGAUGGGUUCCUCCAAGAAGCACAAGAAGGAAUCGAAGAAACACAAGCGUCGCUCCCGGAGUCGUUCCCCGCACGAAAAGCGUAGCCGAUCCUACUCGUAUGAGGAGGUUGAGCAGCAGGAAGAUUACCAACAACCUUCGGCCGAUUACGAACAGCGCAGCAGACAUCGCCGGGAUGAGGAAUCUGGGGGUGAGCGAACGCAUCGGCACAAGAAACACAGCAAGAAGGAUCGGGCUCCGGCAGUGCCGGAAGAAAAAUCCCGGAAACGGCAUCGGUAUGAGGAAGAGUCGGGUGGCGGUACCAGCCAGGGUGUGGGAAAGAGUCGGGAUAGAGAACGUAGACGGGACCGGAAGUAUCAGGAAGUGGACGAAGAUUCCGACAGCUCAGAUUGUAUCGAGGUUCCGGUUGAUGACAGCAUCCCACCUCCACCGCCACCAAUUACUCGUCGAGUCGCAACUCCAGAGCCGGAGCCGGUGAGACCAUCGCGCCCUGUACGUCGAUCACCUUCGCCGAUCGUUAUUGCCAGUCGCCGGAAGUCUCCUUCGCCUCCGAGAAUUGCUCCUCCUCGUAGAAGAUCCCCUUCGCCUCCGAGAAUUGCUCCACCUCGCAGAAGAUCCCCUUCACCUCCUCCGCCACCGGAUGUAUCAACUUUCAGACGCAGGUCCAGUCCCAGUCCUCCUCCACCGAUUAAAAUAUCUCGCCGUAGAUCCCCUUCGCCACCUAAACGGCAGAAAUCGAUGUCUCCCAUUCCUGAGAAUGGUGCCGGCGAUUGUUUGUCCAUCGAAGAAACCAACAAGCUGCGUGCAAAACUGGGUCUCAAGCCACUGGAAACGGGACCUUCUGAAAAUUCAACUUCAGCGUCUGCUUCAAAACGGGACGAAGAUGAGCCGUCCUCCACCAAAAAGGACAAUCUGAUCAAAGACGACUGGGGCGAGUUCUAUCACAAACCGGCCGCUAAUCUGGCGGAAAAGACUAAGGAAAGCAAAAUUCGAGAUAAGCUGAAGGAACGGAAGGAAAAACGCGCUGUUGAGGAAAAGUUGAAGAAGGUCAAAACACUCGGAGAGGACGAUGAAGUGGAUGAUUUAAAAAAUUGGGUCAGCCGCAGUCGAGAUAAAGAACGCCUCAAAAAGGAAGCUGAACAGAGAGCCAAGUUGCUGGAUCAACUGGAUGAAGAAUUCGGUGUCGGGGAUCUGGUCGAUCAGGAAGUAAGGCAAGCGAAGAAGAAUGCCUAUCGUGAGAACGAUUUGCGUGGCUUGCGCGUAGAGCAUGACGUUGAAGAGUUCAAGGAAGGUCGCCAAGUCAUCCUUACCCUUAAAGAUGCCGCCGUCUUGGACGAAACAGAAGACACCCUGGUAAAUGUCAACAUGAUGGACGAUGAACGCUACAAGAGAAACAUUGAAAACAAGAAACAAAACCCGAACAACUACGGCUAUGACGUGUACGAUCAGGACGAUGUGGACGAAUUCGGAAUGCCCAAGGAGCGGAACGUACUCGGCAAGUACGACGAGGAUCUCGAUGGGCGGAAAAAGAAAUCCAGCUUCCAGUUAGGUUCCAAUGCCGAACACGAAGCGGCCGAAAAACGAAAGCAGCUGGAAAUCCGGGCCAAGUUGCAAAACAAGAAGCUCGAGUCGCUCAACACUGCGGGGGCGCUGCUGCUGGCUUCGGAUUACCUGACCGAAACCGAAAUGGCAUCCUUCAAAAAGCCGAAAAAGAAGGUUCGUAAAGUUCGACAGAAAUUGCGAGCUGAUGAUUUACUGGCGUCGGUCCCGGGAGCAUCCUCAAGCCAAGAUUUGGGUUCCCGAGCUAAUCGCCGGCAGGAUGGCCAACCGAGACAUGGAGAACCGGAACCCCCAGCUCGGAAUAGACGUCGGGAUCUGCUGCUUACCGAUGAUACACCGGACUUUCAGGAGGAUUUGUCAAACAUCCGAGUAGAGGAAGACGACGAAGAUCUGCAAUCGGUCCUUUCGAAGGCUCGACGAUUGAAACAGAAGGAAGCAAUCAUUAGCAAGGCCCUACCUAUUGAUCCCGAACGAGUCAAACAGGAAAUCAAAACUGAGGAAGACUCGGAGGAAGAUGAACCGUCGUACGGUGAGCGCACCAAAGAUGGCGGAAUUCUACUGAACGCAACCUCCGAGUUUUGUCGCACCCUCGGCGAUAUUCCUACUUACGGUUUGGCGGGAAAUCGGGAGGAAGAUGCAGCCGAAAUAAUGGACUUUGAACAGGAAGACAACGAACGGGAAAGCUCCCGAUUUGAAAGACCCGAUCGAUCCGGUGCAUGGAACUCUGUUAACCCUGAAAAAGAAUAUGAUGAUCAAGCUGGACCAUCUGGGGAGCCGGUUGACGAAAUUGCAAUUUUGGACGAAGAACCGGAUGUGGCUUCGAGUGUAGCAGGUGCUCUAAAACUUGCAGAAUCCAAAGGCUAUCUCGAAAAGGAAGAUGCCAACAGGCCGAGCAACGCCAGAUUUGCUCAUCUACAGGCCCAAAAUUACUCUAUUGAAGAUAAGAACUACGGAGAUGAUGACAAGUAUAGCCGAAGGGAUCGGUUCAGCGGUCCGAUUAUGGAUUUCCGGGAAAAGGAAACAUUCAAGCCUAAUGUCAAACUGGAGUACAUCGAUGACAGUGGCCAUCUGCUAACGCCGAAGGAAGCGUUCCGUUAUCUUUCUCACAAGUUCCACGGCAAAGGACCGGGAAAAAAUAAGGUUGAAAAGCGGUUGAAGAAAAGUGAACAGGAAGGGCUAAUGAAAAAGAUGAGCUCGACCGAUACCCCUCUGGGGACGCUAAACAUGUUGCAGCAGAAGCAGAAGGAAACUCAAUCACCAUUCGUGGUCCUCAGUGGAACGAAACAGAACACCAGUAUCGUUAAGCACAAGCGUUAGGUCGCUAUGUGAACUAACCGAUCCACGGGGAUCUACUGAUAGUCACGUACAAGGUAUAUUUGUCUGCAAACUAACACUUUGAUAAGCUUAAUCACUAGAACAGCUUACAGAAAAGAUGUGAAAUCAAUGCCGAUAGGGGUCAUAGUAAUUAUCAAUACAGCACUUUUACAGUAUGCCGAUUUUCUCAGCAACGAA